Messenger RNA from Chionomys nivalis (European snow vole), 1078 nucleotides. RefSeq names its product jumonji domain containing 8 (gene Jmjd8). Bases 146 to 1018 code for a protein of 290 amino acids. The record is from RefSeq and is a predicted model, not a curated record. Lineage: Eukaryota; Metazoa; Chordata; Mammalia; Rodentia; Cricetidae. Gene Ontology annotation, cellular component: cytoplasm. The transcript has 9 exons.
UUGAGGGUGGGAGGAGAGGAUGGUGUGUGUGUGUAUAUGUAUGUGUGUAUGUGUGUAUGUGUGUGCGUGUGUAUGAAAGAGAAGGCUCCCAGGGUCAGGCUGGCUGCUGCUUGCCGAUAGCUACAGCAGUCGGGGCGGUAGGCCAAUGGUUUGUGGUUACGCAAGUGUCGACGGAAUUCCCAGUGUGCUGCGCGCCUGCGCCCGUAUGUUCAUGGCGGCGACUAUCCGGCUAGGGCCGCUUUUGCUCUUUGUACUAUGGACGGUGGUGACUGUGGUUCUGCCUGGCUCUGGCGAAGGGGGAUGGCAGCAGAGCGGGCUGGGGACUGCAGUAGUAGUGCCGGAGGAGCGUUGCACCGUGGAGCGCCAAGCACACCUCACAUACUCCGAAUUCAUGCAGCACUAUGCCUUUGUCAAGCCGGUCAUAUUACAGGGACUCACGGACAACUCGCGGUUCAGGGCCCUGUGCUCUCGGGAAAACCUGUUGGCCUCGUUUGGGGACAACGUUGUUCGCCUGAGUACAGCCAACACCUACUCCUACCGGAAAGUGGACCUGCCCUUUCAGGAAUAUGUGGAGCAGCUGCUGCAUCCCCAGGAUCCCACAUCCCUAGGCAAUGACACCCUGUACUUUUUUGGAGACAACAACUUUACUGAGUGGGCUCCACUAUUCCAGCACUAUUCUCCGCCUCCGUUUCGUCUACUGGGAACCACCCCUGCUUACAGCUUUGGGAUCGCAGGAGCUGGAUCUGGGGUACCCUUCCACUGGCAUGGACCUGGUUUCUCAGAGGUGAUUUAUGGUCGGAAGCGCUGGUUCCUCUACCCUCCUGAGAAGACACCAGAGUUCCACCCAAACAAGACCACACUGGCCUGGCUUCAGGAAAUAUACCCAUCCUUAGCCCCAUCAGCUCGGCCCCUGGAAUGUACCAUUCAAGCUGGUGAAGUGCUGUACUUCCCUGACCGCUGGUGGCAUGCCACACUCAAUCUGGACACCAGUGUCUUUAUUUCUACCUUCCUUGGCUAGCCAAACAGGCAACUGGCAAGCCCACUGCACCAGCACAUGCCAAUGUAGUGCUCACAGACU